GGGACAUGUGAGACUUCACUCAGACAAAAAAAUUAAGAUAAUGUAAAUUCUUUUGCUUGGUGAAAUUCACCCGACGAUAGUGCUUUAGGAUUAAUAAACUUUGAAUGGCCCUUGAUUUUUGUGGAUUGACUAAAUCAUACCCGUCAACAGAAGCUUGGUUGUGGUUAUAAUACUUUUUUUUUGUUUUGACAUUUUUCUUUCUUUUUUUUAUUUUAUUUUUUUAGAGAAAUUUAUUAAAUUGCGUAGAACUUCAUCGUUCUACGCAUUUUAAGAUAUUAUUAUCUUGAACAUCUCAAUAGAAAAUCUAAAUGGUGUACUCUGACCGGUAAACCACAAAUAUAAAUAUAUGAAAACUCACCCAAAAUUUAGAAUAUUUAUAAGCAAAUUCAAGUUGUAUUUAGAAUCAUUGAAGCUCAUUAAGAAACCAAAAAUAAAAACUAAAAAUACGAUGGACUAAAAACUUCCCUCGCAUAUUUAUAGUUAAGUGAUCUUCUAUUGUUUGCCCCACUUUUUCUCAGAUUUAUUUCUAUUUUUAAUAUUAUUAUUGCUUUAUUAUUUUUUUUUAUUGAUUCUGUUUAAUGUUGCAAUCCCCUUCUGUUUGAUUGUAAUUAUGUAAAAGCUCUGUUCUAUAAUUUCAAGCCAUGUUUUGUUCUGUAGUGUGUAAAAAAAACUGACCGAUAAAUUACUUUUUUCCCAAUAAACUUUAUUGAACUUUCAAAUCGGUGAAAUGCUUAAGCGGAAGUGACGUAAUCCUUAUACAUGCGCAGAAGGAUUGGCCUGUGCCGCUAGCAGCGAUCAGCUAAACGUUCUCAUUCUAGCAUAAACUCUGUGAAAAAGCGGCCCCUCUUAUACAUAAUCUGCAGAUGUAAUAACGGCCCGCUUAAAAAAAAAAAUGCGUAACAGGAUGUCUAUUAAGUCGAGAAAAUGUAUUUUAGACUGCGAGAGAUACAGGUGCUUGUUCAGCUUCCCCAAAGACGAGCCUACUCGUCGGAAAUGGUGGACGUUUUUAAUCGGGAACACGCCACCGACCAGACUACAAGCUUUUCUGUGUGACUACCACUUCACCGAUGACUGUUUUGAUAACCUUGGCAUGUAUCAAAGUGGAUUGGCCAAGAGACUUCUCCUCAAAGCUGGAGCACUUCCUACAAUCAAACCCGAUGACGAGGGAAGGCCUGGGACGUCUCAAGAUGCUGUACCUGUGGUCAGUCCAUCUGUGAGAUCCAUUGGUGUCCAGACAACCGCCCUUCCGAUGCAGACCAGAACUGUCGCCACACAGUUAUCUGAAGGCACCCUGAGGUGGCUCUUUGACAAAAAAAAAGUCCUCUCCGAGCGUUCUAUGACUGAAGAAGCAAAUCUCUGCGACCAGCCAAUGAUCGUCAAAGUGGAAGAGGAGGAAUGGGAGACUCUACAGAUUAAAGAGGAACAGGAGGAACCAGAACCUCUACAUGUUAAAGAGGACCUUGAGGAACCAGAACCUCUACAGAUUAAAGAGGAACCGGAGGAACCAGAACCUCCACAGAUUAAAGAAGAACUUGAGGUGCUCUGCAUCAGUCAGGAAGAAGAUCAGCUUGAUCUGAAGGAGGAGCCUGAUACGUUGAUCGAGACUUCUAUCUAUGAGGAAAAUGAGCACGAAGAAGCAGAUCUAAGUGAUCAGCAAAGUUUUAAUGUGUCUUAUAGUCAGGACGAAGAAGAAAGGGAGUAUGAAGAAUCAGCAUCAAGUACAGAUGAAGAGACAGACCCACAGACCAGGGAUCAGAGGAAGAGAAUAGACAGAAGUCAUGUCCAAAAUGCAGACAGCGACAGUCCAUUUGAGACUGAUGUUGGAGAGACACAAACUAUUCCCAAAGAAAUUACAGAUACCUAUGUAAACUCUGAUGAAAAUAUAGAAUUUGCUGAUAAUGUUUCUGUCCACAAGAGUACUAAAUCUGAUGAAAGACCUCACAUCUGUGAAGAAUGUGGUAAAAGUUUUGGUUACUGGUCUCAUUUCAGCCUUCACAUGAGAAGCCACACAGGAGAAAAGCCUUUUUCUUGUGAAGAAUGUGGUAAAGGUUUUAGUAAUAAAUCAAGUCUCAAAGAACACAGGAGAAUUCACACAAGAGAAAAGCCUUAUACUUGUACAGAAUGUGCCACAAGUUUUAGUCAUAUAUCAAGUCUCAAAGCACACAUGAGAACUCAUACAGGAGAGAGGCCUUUUUCUUGUACAGAGUGUGCCACAAGUUUUAGUAAAAUAUCUAAUCUCAAAACACACAUUAGGACGCACACAGGAGAGAGGCCCUUUCCUUGUAUAGCAUGUGAUAAAAGUUUUAGUGAAAAAUCUAAUCUCAAAAGACACAUGAGGACUCAUACAGGAGAGAAGCCCUUUUCUUGUAAAGAAUGCAAUGCAAGUUUCUGUCAUAUAUAUAAUCUCAAAAGACACGAGGACUCGCACAAGAGAGGAGCCUUUUUCUUGUAAAGAAUGUGAUAAAGGGUUUUGAUCAAAUAUCUUGUCUCAGAAGACAAGGACUGGACAAGGGUGUUGACAUGUAACACUACAUUAGUAAAGUCUUAAUGCAAUUAAUGAUGCCAAAUGCUCCUGAUACUGAGAAAUGCUGUUUUUUUUUCUCUUUUUAAAUAAUGCAACUGUUUACAGUAGUGACGUCUUCCAGAACUAAUCACUCAGCGCCUUCCCUGACAUUGUUCUUAUACAGUACAUUCAAUGCAUGGAGCUCUUCAAUGAGCACUGGACCCCAGGAAAGGCAGAAGCAGACAGCACAAGGUCCAUUUCCACAUAUAGAGAGCGGAAAGGGUUGAUCAGCCCUUCACCUCAAUUAGUUGCACUUUUUUUUAUUAUGAAUUAUAAUUUAUAGCUCUUCAGCUUUUCAAUGGCAUCUGUCAGUUUAAAGGUAUUGCUAAUAGUGGUACCGCAAUUUUGUUGAUUUUUUUUUUUUUUUUUUAGAGAUUUUGUCAAAAGUUCUUCAAUUUGUGUUGGUUGAUUUUGAAUAUAAUAUUUUAGUAUUAUAAUUUUUUUAUUUGACUUUGUAUUGUUGGCCAUUGUUUAGUUUACGUAUGUGCAUGUCUAUGACAACAAAAUAAAUAUUUUGUAUGCAUCUUUAAUUCUAACAUUAUUUUAUGUGAUCACUGAUCAGUUUGCCAAGUCACGUGUGUGUAUAUUUAUUUUUGCGAGAUUAUUUUCCCAAAAACGUAGUGAGGAAAAGAUGGAUAAAGAAAUACUGUUUUUAAGUGUUGUGUUCAUGUGAUUCCUGUUUAACAGUAGAGUUUUGAACUGAUUCUGUUCUUUUUAGCUUUCAGUUUUCUAUCCCAAUCUUUACUCUGAAGAAUAAAGUGCACGUGAACAUCA
Oryzias melastigma (Indian medaka) is the source of this 3337-nucleotide messenger RNA. Its product is annotated as zinc finger and SCAN domain-containing protein 21. Bases 893 to 2452 code for a protein of 519 amino acids. The record is from RefSeq and is a predicted model, not a curated record. The transcript has 3 exons. NCBI's taxonomy places the organism in Eukaryota, Metazoa, Chordata, Actinopteri, Beloniformes, Adrianichthyidae. Gene Ontology annotation, molecular function: DNA-binding transcription factor activity, RNA polymerase II-specific; RNA polymerase II cis-regulatory region sequence-specific DNA binding. Gene Ontology annotation, biological process: regulation of DNA-templated transcription.